Diospyros lotus (date-plum) is the source of this 748-nucleotide messenger RNA. RefSeq lists its product as uncharacterized. The record is from RefSeq and is a predicted model, not a curated record. Bases 126 to 482 code for a protein of 118 amino acids. Lineage: Eukaryota; Viridiplantae; Streptophyta; Magnoliopsida; Ericales; Ebenaceae. The transcript has 4 exons.
AGAAAUUUUGUUUGAUAAAGAAACCAUUUCCAAAACCCUAACCCCACCGAGGGUCCCUCGUAGAUUUGGUAUUCGCUCGGUCGCUGUCGCCGGACCCGAAGAGGAAAGACCUGAUACCGUCUCCGAUGGGUAAAGCUUGUGGAUCGCGAGCCCGUUCCGGCAAAGUGAGCGGGGCACCGCCGACGGUGGCGAAGGAAGGCAGGAACAAGAACCCUAGAGGACCACGGAUGAAGUCAACAAAAUAUCUGGGCCAGGUCCCGUUGACAAACCCAAAUUGUGCCUCCACUUGGAAGGAGGUCAAACGUGCUCUGUUGGCAGGUAUUGAAAAGAUACUGGAGUUGGCAAGGUCUACCCAGGAAUGUGCUACUGUAGAGGAAUGCGAAGCAGUACUUGCUCAGAUUAGGUCGAUCGGGGAAGAGAUGAAGGAGUUGAUCCUUCAUGGCGUCCCGGCAGAAGAGUUUAUUCAGCAACCACCAGUCUGAUGCACAUGCGGUGGUGGGUCACAGUGGUGAGAGAGGAGGGGGGUAGCAGAUCAACAUGCAGAUGAGGUGGUGUCUUUCUUGGGUGGUGUGGUGUUGUGGUGUUAAUGUUAGUGUUGAUAAAUAGAAAUGAACUGAAAAACCAAACUGAAUGUCAUGACUAAACUAAAAACCAAACUUUUAAAAUAUAUUGGCCUUUCCUUUUCAUGAAUGUGGUGGCUCUGAUGAUUCUGAAAUUUGUAAUAUAUGUGGUUAAUGUGUUUACUUUA